GAGAGCCACACCUGCUUACGGACAAAUCUGCACCUGAACUUCCUCGUCUGUCAAGCUCAGAAAAACAUUUGCCAUUUUCUCCGGGCAAGUUUUCUUUCAGUUGGCAAUAUGUCUCAUGCUCUCGGCUUCCUAAUUCUCCAGUUUGCAUUUUCAAGAGCAGAUGCUCUCUAUGGUCACGUUUUGAUGCGUUGCCAAUUUAGUUCCCAUGAUGGUCACGACACUGUGUUACUGGAGCAGUACUACCUCAACAAGAUGCUAAUGUUCCAGUACAACAGCACUUUGGGAAAACUGAUCGGCUACACAAAGGAAGCAAUAGAAUAUGCAGAUUUCCUCAAUGGAAUACCAAGUUUUGUGAAUAAAGAGAAAUGGAAAGCAGACAUUUGCAAAAGAAACGUCCCACUGGUUUAUAAUAGCCUUCUGACCCCAGUCGAGCCCUCCGUCAGGCUGAGGUCAGUUGAGGCAGUGGGCAGCAAACAUCCAGGGAUGCUCGUCUGCAGUGUGUACGACUUUUAUCCCAAACAAAUUUGGGUGACUUGGCUGAGGAACGGAAAGAAGGUGACAUCUGAUGUGACGUCCACUGAUGAACUGCCCAAUGGGAAUUGGCUCUACCAGAUGCACUCCUAUCUGGAGUUUACACCCAGACCAGGAGAGAAAAUCACCUGUAUGGUGGAGCACGCCAGCCUCAUGGAGCCCAAACUUUAUGACUGGGAGCCCAUGCCUGAAUCCAGGAUGAAUAAAAUCGCUGUUGGGACGGCAGGGCUGCUGUUGUGUCUGGUCUUUGUAGUUGCUGGGCGGAUUUACUACAAGAUAAAAUCUACUGUGCGGGUUUUGGUGCCAACCACUGAGGGUUUAUGUCCAGAGCACACACUUUAAAUAGGAAAAGCCUGUUGGGAAUCAUUCAGAAUACUAUACUGACCAAAUCCAAUAGAUCAAUCGUUUAUAUGUGCCAAUUUCUUUCAAUAAAUGACUCAUUCUUUUCUUUUUCUGCAACAUAAAUGUUUUAAACUAUAUAUGUUCAUCAUAUGGCUACAAUAGAUGAGUCUAACAGCUCAAAGUAGUGUAGAACGAUAAAUACCAGAUCUCAGUAACAGCUUAGAGCACUGUGGUUUCCUUUUGUAGGCUACUUCUCUACAAUGUUGUGGCCUAAGUUGAUAUUUGUUCUUCUCUAUUAAACUUUUUUCAAUAAGACCUCAGAAGCGUAUCUUUGACUUUCCAGCCAUAGUUCUUUGCCUCUGUCUCACUCCUUGUCAGGAUGAUGACAGCAGGCUCAUAGGAAGAUGCUGUAGCUCAGGCAUCAGACUAGCAGUUAUUGGUGAGAUCAUUAGAUUUCAGAUUUAGGCCAGUUACAGGGUACCCCCAGGAUUCUCAAAGUUAAAUUUAAGACUUUUUAAGACCUAUUUAAUACCAACUUCAUUGCCAUUUAAUGGAAAAUCUGUGUUAAUUUUAAGCCCGAGAAAAUUAUUCACGAAGUUACAUGAAUUUAAUAAUUAUAUAUAUAUAUAUAUAUAUAUAAAUAUAAA
Messenger RNA from Micropterus salmoides (largemouth bass), 1520 nucleotides. Its product is annotated as H-2 class II histocompatibility antigen, E-S beta chain-like. NCBI's taxonomy places the organism in Eukaryota, Metazoa, Chordata, Actinopteri, Centrarchiformes, Centrarchidae. Gene Ontology annotation, biological process: peptide antigen assembly with MHC class II protein complex; positive regulation of T cell activation; antigen processing and presentation of exogenous peptide antigen via MHC class II. The transcript has 6 exons. Gene Ontology annotation, cellular component: membrane; MHC class II protein complex. Gene Ontology annotation, molecular function: MHC class II protein complex binding. The coding region runs from base 109 to 873 and encodes 254 amino acids. The record is from RefSeq and is a predicted model, not a curated record.